Molecule: messenger RNA, 6303 nt
Organism: Passer domesticus (house sparrow)
Lineage: Eukaryota; Metazoa; Chordata; Aves; Passeriformes; Passeridae
Gene: DHX29
Product: DExH-box helicase 29
Exons: 27
Coding region: 1-4104 (1367 amino acids)
Biological process (GO): translational initiation
Cellular component (GO): intracellular anatomical structure
Molecular function (GO): RNA binding; RNA helicase activity; ATP binding
Source: RefSeq, a predicted model, not a curated record
AUGGGCGGCCGCAACAAGAAGCAGCGCGCGGGCGGCGCGGCUCACGCGGCCGCCGCCGCCGCCACCGCGCGCGCCCGCGCCGCGCCCGCCGGGGCAGCCGCGCCCGCGGAGCCGGGCGGCCGCAGCGCCCCGCCGCGACCCGCGCCCGCCUCCAGGGAGCCGCGCCCCAGACAAGGUCCAAAAACUUACAGUUUUGGUUCAACAACAGAUUCCAAUGCUGCUACAAAUCUAGAUAAAUCUGUUCUUAAGGUAACAAUAAAUGGUAAUUUGGAGAAAAGGAUUAUUGAUGUGAUUAAUAAUCAUAAAAACCAAAAUGAGGACAAAGGAAUGAUUUCCAAAAGACUGAGUGCAAAGAAACUACAGGAUGUAUACAUGGCUUUACAAAGAUUCUCUUUCAAGACUGAGCACAUUGAAGAAGCAAUGAAAAAUACGCUUUUAUAUGGGGGUGAUCUCCACUCUGCACUUGACUGGCUUUGUUUAAACCUUCCCAAUGAUGCCUUGCCUGAAGGUUUUAGCCAGCAAUUUGAAGAACAGCAGCAGAAACCUAGAGCAAAAUUUUGUUCUGCUGUGUCACAGUGUGAAAUUCUGCCUCACUUAGAAGAUAACAAAAAGAAAGAAAAUGGCCCUGGAACUAAGGAAAUGAAUGUGAGGAAAGAGAAAGAAUUAACUAUGAAGGAAUGGAUUUUGCGAUACGCUGAGCAACAGAGUGAUGAAGAGAAGGAUGAGUCUGUGAAAGAGACAGAUGAAGAAAAAUUUGACCCAAAUGAGCGGUAUAUACAUCUGUCUGCCAAGCUUUCAGAAGCAAAAGAGCAAGCAAGCAUGUCCAAGCAAGACAAAGACAAGCAAGGCCAGAAGGCAGCACAAGAAAAAAUAAGAAGAAUUCAACAAGAAAUGGCAGCACUUGAGGAACAUCCAGUAUUUAAUCCAGCUAUAAAGAUUUCAAGCCAACAGCAAAAUGAAAAGAAAAAAACUCCCUCACUUCAACCUCAAGAAACCACUUUGAACUUGAGUUUGCUUGAAAAACCUGAUGCAAAGGAUGACAAAGGUGCUGCAAAGGAAGACAAAGGGAAAAAGAGAGAACCACUAGAUAUAAGAAAUUUUGAUUAUAGUGCUCGUAGCUGGACUGGUAAAUCUCCGAAACAGUUUUUGAUUGACUGGUGCAGAAAGAAUUUUCCGAAGAGCCCAAAUCCUGCUUUCGAAAAAAUUCCUGUUGGAAAAUAUUGGAAAUGUAGGGUCAGGAUUAUCAAAUCAUCAGAUGAUGUAAUGGCGAUGUGUCCUACAAUCGUAACAGAAGACAGUAUGCAAGCACAACAUCUAGCUGCUACUUUGGCACUCUACCAUUUAACCAAAGGACAAUCAGUUCAUCAGUUGCUGCCUCCUACCUACCGAGAUGUCUGGCUUGAAUGGAGGGAUAUCGAAAAGAAAAAGGAAGAAGAAAGCAAGAUAGAAACCAACAAACCGCGUGAUACUUUUAUUGCUAAAUUGUUAAACAAACUGAAACAGCAACAGCAGCUACAGUCUGAAAACCAGCCAAGACUAUCUGAGGGGCCUGAAGAUUCCUGGGAAGACUUGGUUUCUGAUGAGGACUUCAGCAGUCUCUCCCUUGAGAACUCAGAUGCAGAUAAUUUGGAGCCUUCAAGGAUUUUGUUUAAGAAGCUGCAGAGUUCCUCUAGAUACCAGAGGCUUCUGAAAGAGAGGCAGGAGUUACCUGUGUUUAAGCACAGAUAUUCGAUUGUAGAAACUCUCAAAAAACAUCGAGUAGUUGUUGUCGCUGGUGAAACAGGCAGUGGGAAGAGUACCCAGGUGCCCCAUUUCUUGUUGGAGGACUUGUUGCUAGAUGUAGGAUCAAAAAAAUGCAACAUUGUUUGCACACAACCCCGAAGAAUCUCAGCAGUGAGCCUGGCGACAAGGGUUUGUGAAGAGCUAGGUUGUGAAUCAGGACCAGGAGGAAAAAAUUCCUUGUGUGGAUAUCAAAUUCGUAUGGAGUCAAGAACAGGAGAAGCCACCAGACUGCUGUACUGUACAACAGGUGUCCUUCUUCGAAAACUUCAAGAAGAUGGUCUCCUGUCAAGUAUAUCUCAUGUUAUUGUUGAUGAGGUACAUGAAAGAAGUGUCCAGUCUGAUUUCUUACUAGUUAUUCUGAGAGAGAUCUUGCAUAAGCGCUCAGAUCUGCACCUGAUUUUAAUGAGUGCCACUGUAGACAGUGAGAAGUUUUCCAGCUAUUUCUCACACUGUCCCAUUUUAAGGAUCUCGGGGAGGAGCUACCCAGUUGAGAUUUUCCAUGUUGAAGAUAUAAUUGAAGUAACUGGCUAUGUUCUGGAGAAGGACUCAGAAUAUUGUCAGAAGUUCUUGGAGGAAGAGGAGGAAGUAACAAUAAAUGUUACGGGUAAAGGAGGAAGCACUACGAAGCACCAGGAGUAUGUCCCAGUCCAGUCUGGAUCUGGUAUCGAUUUGGCUCCUUACUAUGCGAAGUAUAGCAAUCGUACACAGCAGGCUAUCUUGUAUAUGAACCCUUACAAGAUCAACCUUGAACUUAUUUUGGAGUUGCUUGCAUACUUAGAUAGAAGUCCCCAGUUCAAGAAUAUUGAAGGUGCUGUGCUGAUCUUUUUACCAGGCCUAGCUCAUAUCCAACAGCUGUAUGAUCUCAUUGCAACUGACAGAAGAUUUAAUUUGCAUGACAGGCACAGAUUGAUAGCUUUGCAUUCUGUUCUUUCAACUCAAGAUCAAGCAUCUGCAUUUACAAUACCACCUCUUGGUAUUAGAAAGAUUGUUUUGGCAACCAAUAUAGCAGAGACAGGUAUCACAAUACCAGAUGUUGUCUUUGUAAUUGAUACUGGGAGAACAAAAGAAAAUAGGUAUCAUGAAAGCAGUCAGAUGAGUUCCCUGGAAGAGACCUUUGUUAGUAAAGCUAGUGCUCUGCAGCGGCAAGGAAGAGCUGGGCGUGUUAGGGAUGGGUUCUGCUUCCGAAUGUACACAAGAGACAGGUUUGAAAGCUUCAUGGAAUAUUCUGUUCCAGAAAUACUGCGUGUGCCUUUGGAGGAAUUAUGCCUUCAUAUUAUGAAAUGCAGUCUUGGCUCUCCUGAAGAUUUUCUUUCCAGAGCAUUAGAUCCACCACAGCAGCAAGUAAUUGGAAAUGCAAUGAAUCUUUUGAGGAAGAUUGGUGCUUGUCAGUUAAACGAGCCCAAGCUGACUCCAUUGGGCCAGCACCUUGCAGCCCUUCCUGUUAAUGUAAAGAUUGGCAAAAUGCUUAUAUUUGGUGCUAUAUUUGGCUGCUUGGAUCCUGUGGCAACUUUGGCUGCUGUUAUGACAGAAAAAUCCCCAUUUACUACACCUAUUGGUCGAAAAGAUGAAGCAGAUCUUGCAAAAUCGUCUCUAGCUAUGGCAGUUUCAGACCAUAUAACAAUCUACAAUGCUUAUCUGGGGUGGAAAAGGGCCCGACAGGAAGGGGGGUAUCGUGCUGAAAUGACUUAUUGCAGAAGGAAUUUCCUUAAUAGGACUUCACUGUUAACUCUGGAGGAUGUGAAGCAAGAACUCAUAAGGGUGGUCAGAGCAGCAGGGUUUACAGCACCUUCAACACAAUGUGCAUGGGAUGGAAAUGGAGCCACACAAUCUCUGUCUCUCAGUGAAAUAGCUCUUCUUAAAGCUGUGUUGACUGCAGGGCUGUAUGACAACAUAGGAAAAAUACUAUAUACAAAGUCUGUGGAUAUUACAGAGAAGCUGGCUUGCACAGUAGAAACUGCUCAGGGUAAAGCUCAAGUUCAUCCAUCUUCUGUAAAUCGAGACUUGCAGACAUAUGGAUGGCUGCUUUACCAGGAGAAGGUGAGGUAUGCCAAGGUGUAUUUGAGAGAAACUACUUUAAUAUCCCCCUUUCCCAUUUUGCUUUUUGGUGGGGAUAUAGAAGUCCAACAUCGCGAGCGUCUCCUGACAGUUGAUGGUUGGAUCCAUUUUCAGGCUCCUGUUAAGAUAGCAGUAAUUUUCAAACAGCUGAGAGUUCUCAUUGAAUCUGUUUUGAAGAAGAAGCUUGAAAAUCCCAAAAUGUCACUUGAAGAUGACAAGGUCUUAUACAUCAUCAAAGAGCUGAUAAAGACAGAAAAUGGUAACUGAAAUCAGAAAUCAGCAACAGAUCAGAGCUUCAGUAAUUGCAGGGGAAAUACGCACUCCAACAUUAAUUGGAAAUUAAUUUAAAUUCUUAGUAUGGUUGAUACCAGCCAUGAUGGGGAUAGACUGCAUGAUUUUGCAUAGGAUCAGCCUUUCUUUUUAUCAUUUUGAAGAUGAACAUUGGAUAUGUGUAGCCUUUACACUAUAUUUGGUGCCAUUUGUCAUGACUCUAGGAAUGAUAACUGCAAAGCAGCUUUUUUAAAAUAUGAACUGUUCACAGCCAUUUCUCUUUUUUUAACUUGAUGUGCUAAUCAUACCAUCAUCAGUGUGUACUGAUGAUUGAAGAUUCAGUCCUGAAUCUCAGUUGAGUAGAAUUCCAUGUAUGCAAAUGGAAGGCAAAUGUUUCUCAUAUGGGUUUCGUAAGUGCUGAUUUUUUUUUAACUCUUAAUUUACAGUAUUAAACCAAGACAUCUUAGAGAAGUCUUAAUUUUGCUGUAUGAUUUACAUUGAGAAGAUGCUCUAUAAGCAUCUCUAAGAUUUACAGCAUGGACUGCUGUAAAUGAGUGCUCAGCGAGAUGUGUACUGACCAGCAGCUCCUCCAAAAGAAGAGGAUGUGCCUCUUCACAGUUGUUCCUCCCUGUUUACCCUGAUUCUUGUGACUCCUGCCACUGUACUAUAUUUUGCUCUCUCUUUUUUGUAUGUUAAGUUUUGCAUAGUUCUCCAGGCACCCUUAAGGAGAUGAUCAUGUGUUUUUUCUCCUCUUAUUGAUCAAAAUUCACAUUGACCCUCUUCAGGGAAAUAGCGGGGAAGCUCCUAGUGGCAACUUCCAGUGGUAGUUCUCUCCUACCCUACUUGCUCACAGUGACUGGAUCCUUUGUUUCUUGUUUCUUUAAUACUGAGUAAUUCAUUAAUAGCUUAAUGAAUCAGAUGGUUUCACACUCUACUUAUUCACACUAUUUCUAAUUAUGAAGCGCAAUUGUAGAUUGACAACUGAGCUUUCAAGAAUAAGGAAUAUAUUGGUGGGGAGGAUUUGCUGUUAAACAAUUGCAGUCAAACAGGAGCUGUCUUCACAGAAGCACAGUGUAGAUGAGAACUUUUCUUUAAUCUGAAAAAUAAAGAUUUUAUACAGCAGAAGUUAAUCACGUACAGAAAGGGCACUCAGGAAAUUGAAUUCAUAAAAAUGCAAAAUAUAUGGAGCCUAUCCAUUUAGAUUAUCACAGUGGAACUAGUAUUGCUGUCCAGCUUGUGCAUCUUAGCUUACACCAAUUCUGGAAAAGGAAAACUGUUUGGUAACAGCUCUGAAGGAACAGGGAUCAUAUCUGUUGUUCUUUUAUGCAUUAUGAUAAUGUAGUGGUAGUCCUGGUUUCAGAGGAGACAGGAAGUGACUUUUGGGGGUUUUUUACAGCACCAUUUAGGCAAGGAAGCAUUUGAACAGGAAGUUUUGAUCUUAGACCUUAAGAGCUCAACUUUGCCUUCAGUAUUCCCACACUGAAAUCAAAACUUGCAAAUUUUGUUCGUUGAAGAUAUAAACUAAAUCUGUACCCUAAACAAAUUUCCUAGGGUUUGUUUUCGUUGAGAUGUUUUAUUUGUUAUUUUGGUUGAGAUGUUUUAUUUGUAUUCUUUGGAAACACAAAGUAGAAAAAAUCUCAAUAAUUCAGUUAUUAGCAAGCUGCUCUUUAUUUUGGGUUUGAAUUUUGCAAAUGAGUUGUUGGUCUUAAAUGGUUAAAUCCUAGGGAAAGUGUGAAUUGUGUUUGAGUUCUCUCUUAUUCAACUGUGAUGAAUAAGAGGUUUUUUUCCAUUUAUAGGUGGUAAUGUUGAAAUUCAGAGUUAUUCUUUGUGUUUCUCUAGCAUGCUGUGCUUUGUAAUCUUCUAAAUAAAUGACUGAAAUAAAUUAAGGGGAUAUAGUGUAAUGACUGGGCAAUUGCACGAUCUUAUGUGUGAAUAAGUUUUCUGUAAAACAAAUUAAGGAGGUCACACUGUGGUGUACAGAUAAGCACAGUUAUCUUUAAAGAAAAACUUUUAAAAAACCCCAAAAAAAUAACAAAAAAAAACCCAAAAAAAAACAAAAAAAAAGAAGAAAAAAAAAAUCCACAGCCCAGAUGCUACACUUUCUGCUUCUGCAGUAUAUACUUUUGUGCCUGUACUCUUUUGGGUGGAUGAAUUUUCUCUUUUGCUCUAUUUAUUCAAUAAAGACUUCUGUUAACA